Molecule: messenger RNA, 741 nt
Organism: Plodia interpunctella (Indianmeal moth)
Lineage: Eukaryota; Metazoa; Arthropoda; Insecta; Lepidoptera; Pyralidae
Product: protein D3-like
Exons: 5
Coding region: 140-697 (185 amino acids)
Source: RefSeq, a predicted model, not a curated record
UAACUACACUUACUUAUUCAUAAGGUGACCACAAAAUAUGCGGGUUAUCGGUUAUCGCACAAUGGCUGCUUAUUGCAAUUUUUAUAAACUCAGUGUUGUUUAGGAGACCGGACGGGAAACACGACUUACAGGAGCCACCAUGACCGACGUAUCAAAGGCCUUCGUUUCAAGCAAAAUACUGCCCGAUGUCGUUCCCUUCGCACCUACUGCGCUUGUUAAACUGAGCUACCCCAGCGGAGCCGUGGCCAACUUGGGCAAUGAGCUGACUCCAACCCAGGUGAAGGACCAGCCCACUGUCUCCUACGAUGCUGACCCUAACGCCUACUACACACUGGUCUUUACUGACCCUGACAACUACGAUGGUCCAGAGAAGGUCUACCGUGAGUGGCAUCACUGGCUCGUAGUCAAUAUCCCUGGCAACAACGUGGCGGCUGGCGAGACUCUGUCAGGGUACAUUGGUUCUGGCCCACCUGAAGGCACCGGCAUCCAUAGAUACGUCUACAUUCUAUACAAGCAACCUGGCAAACUGAACUUCGACGAAAAGAGACUUAGUAAUAGAUCCAUUGAAGGUCGAGCAGCCUUCUCCACCAACGAAUUCGCGAAGAAGUACAACCUGGGCGCACCAGUUGGAGGGAACUUCUACAGAGCUCAGUUUGACUCUUUCGUCCCUCUGCUGUAUAAGAGUUUGGGAGCUUAAAAUUAAUAUAUUUAUCGAAAUAAAAUAAUUGGUAAAAUAAUAAA